AUGAAUCCAUCAAUUCCUGUCAAACAAGCUCAACCCAAUGUCCCAAUUAGGGCAAAUCCAACGGAAAAUCCCAAGACUGCGCAACGACACGAGGUUUUUGAUCCGGCCAAUGAUGAUCAAAUCAUGGAAGAUGUCACUCCUAGUCCAGAACGAGGCAAAUCAGUUACCAAGCCACAUGCAGCGCCUCAGAAACGUGUCUCUGACAUAUCCCAAACUGUUGACACUAUGGCCAUUCUCAGACGAUGCCUUAAUCAACCUGUUAAUGCGACAUUCGGCGAGUUACUUGGAGUUUCAAAGGACCUUAGGACCCUUCUUAUCAACAGCAUCAAAGGCAAGACCCUUACUGUCAACGAAUUCAAAGCUUCAUUGGCAAACGGCAACUUAAAGCUUUCCAAUAAGGAAGUUCUAAACAUCAUUUGCAGUGCCGAAAAGAACAACAUUCUAAGCAAACAAGCUUGGAAGAAGAUUGUCAGGUUGCCGAUGGACAGCCGGAACACUAUUGUUAUGGUCAAUAUUCAUGGCGGCAAAUCUCACAUGCUUGGAUUUGUUGGAAAUGUUCAACUUGAUAUUGGUACAUUUGAUAUACUCUUGGGACGUCCAUGGACCCGUGACAACUAUGUGGACAUUCUAGAACGAUCCGAAGGGACCUUCAUUGCCUUCUAUGACGUCAAAGAUCCUACAUGUGAGCAGAAAUUCCUUGUGACACCUGAUACUCAGCACAACCGGUAUUACUUCACGGAUACUAUUUACGACAAGACCCCCCAUACGAUGUUAGCACAUAACAACCUCUCCUUAGCUAAUCCGGAUGCCGAAGAAGGUGAAAUUGAAGAAGAUCUAGAACCCGGUGAAUUAUUGGACGACCUUCGCUAUCCAUCACCUACCCCUUCCAUAAUCGAGUUAUCUAUCCUUACUAGGCAACAAUCUCUGAAUCGGGAUGAAUCUGCUAACCCAAAUGAGGACUUAUCCACUUCACAAGAUGCAUCCUCUUUUUCUGACUCCAACUGCGAACAUGACUCGACUCAGGACUCCUCUCACGGUCUCUACGCUUCCGAUUAUGACUCAAUGUAUCAAGAUGACUCGGGAACUUCUCAAUUCAAUGUGUCAAUCCAUUAUGGUCAUAUUUCCACACCACCUUACAAUUCCACACACGAGGCCCCAAAAAUAGAACAGCCACCAUCACCAUCUGUCAAUCCGUCCAUCAAAUCCCACGCUUUAGACAAUAAUGACCCACAUGAAGAAGAACCAGCUGACAACAAUCCAGAAAUGGAACAAUUGAGCUUGCCCAAUGUAGAAGCUAUUCAAUUCUCUUCUGACAAUACUCACCUUACAGCUAUGGGAAUGAUCAACCCCCACUUGCGCUUUGAAGACUGGAUUCUAUACGACGCCACUUAUUUUUCUCCUACUUGUGUUGUUUCUGACCAAACAGGAACGGCCUUUGUCCAUUAUGUUUAUCCGCAGAGAGACAACCAUAUAAACUUGACAACAACUCCAACUAUUCUACACUUUAGUCGCACUGGUACCUCGUCACAAUCUAACCACUCUGCUUCAGUCAGUGCCUAUCCAAUGGGCCAACGUCACUCAGCAUCCUGGACUCAUUUUAUUCCCCAAUCCAUUUGCUCUCAAAAUACUUCUUCUAUUCCCCAACCUCAUUUCCGAAGUUCUGCUCUUCCAGAAACACCUCUUUCGAUUAUGAUUCACCAAGAAAUACGUGUAUCAUUGACGGUCACCGCAAAUGUAGACAAGCAUCAUCGAGGUCCGAAACCUUUGGGACAUCCUUUGCGAGUAGCCCAUGAGAACUCAAAGGAGCCAUUAAACAAGGAUGAAGAAGAGCUACAAAGCGCCCACAAUGGCAAAGAGGUUGACCACAAUUCUUCCCUUUUAUCUCUUCCCACAACCAGCACAAUGCACGAAUCGCGAGCUUCAAAUAUGGACAAUGGAAACGAAUGGUACUAUCAAUAUGGAGAAAAAAGUCCCUUUGGUAUCGACAACACGGAAGAACAUCCCUUGGACGCCAACACAUUGUACUGA
Psilocybe cubensis is the source of this 2028-nucleotide messenger RNA. RefSeq lists its product as uncharacterized. The transcript has 3 exons. The record is from RefSeq and is a predicted model, not a curated record. NCBI's taxonomy places the organism in Eukaryota, Fungi, Basidiomycota, Agaricomycetes, Agaricales, Agrocybaceae. Bases 1 to 2028 code for a protein of 675 amino acids.